AUGAAGUGCCAAACAUGUCACUUACCCCUGCAACUAGACCCAUCUUUAGAAGGUCUUAGUUUAACCCAAAGAAAUUUGCUACUUUCAAAUAAUUCAAUUAUCACUGCAACGAAUGAAAAUGUCAUCAGCAACAAGGGCAUCGAAGCCGCAGAUAAUUGUGGGCCUCAAAUACCGAAGGAGAGGCUGAGGCGAUUAGGGGAGAUUCAGAACAUAAAAGACUUGAAUUUAAAAGAUGAUAAAUUAAUCACUGAUUCGUUUGUUUUUCUUAAUCACGAUGAUGAUGAUAAUGCUAAUAUUACGAGUAAUAGCAGAGAGGACCAGCGUUAUGGAAAUGCCAACGGAAAUGAUAAUAAAAAAGCUAAUAGUGAUACUUCCGAUGGAACCAGUACCUUUCGAGAUCAUGACGAAGAGGAACAAGAAGCUACGGAUGAGGACGAAAACCAACAAAUACAAUUGAAUUCCAAGACUUUGUCCACACAAGUCAACGCAAUGACUAAUGUAUUUAACAUUCUAUCUUCUCAAACAAACAUAGACUUUCCUAUCUGUCAGGACUGCUGUAACAUCUUGAUAAACAGACUAAAAAGUGAGUAUGAUGAUGCAAUAAAAGAGAGAGAUACUUACGCUCAAUUUUUAUCGAAGUUAGAGAGUCAAAACAAAGAAAUAUCAGAAAGCAAUAAAGAAAAGCAGUAUUCCCAUAAUCUUUCGGAAAAAGAAAAUUUGAAAAAGGAAGAGGAAAGACUCUUGGAUCAAUUAUUACGUUUGGAAAUGACAGAUGAUGACUUAGAUGGAGAACUAGUUCGUUUACAAGAAAAGAAAGUUCAACUGGAAAAUGAGAAACUCCAAAAACUGAGUGAUCAGAAUUUAAUGGAUUUAAAUAACAUUCAAUUCAACAAAAAUUUACAGUCAUUAAAACUGCAAUACGAAUUAUCCUUGAAUCAAUUAGAUAAGUUGAGGAAAAUCAAUAUUUUCAAUGCUACAUUCAAAAUCUCACAUAGCGGCCCCUUUGCCACUAUAAAUGGAUUGAGAUUAGGCAGUAUACCAGAAUCAGUGGUACCUUGGAAGGAAAUCAAUGCAGCACUGGGCCAAUUGAUUCUUUUACUGGCUACCAUAAACAAAAACCUGAAGAUAAAUUUAGUAGACUACGAAUUACAACCGAUGGGUUCAUUUUCCAAAAUCAAGAAAAGAAUGGUUAACAGUGUCGAAUAUAAUAAUUCCACUACGAACGCUCCCGGUGAUUGGUUGAUUCUGCCUGUCUACUAUGAUGAGAAUUUCAAUUUGGGGAGAAUCUUCCGCAAGGAAACGAAGUUUGAUAAAUCAUUAGAAACAACAUUAGAAAUAAUAAGCGAAAUCACUCGGCAGCUUUCUACGAUAGCGUCAUCAUAUUCAUCUCAAACACUCACAACAAGCCAAGAUGAAUCUUCAAUGAAUAACGCAAAUGACGUUGAAAAUAGUACUUCCAUUCUCGAGCUACCCUAUAUCAUGAAUAAGGACAAGAUUAAUGGAUUAUCCGUCAAAUUGCAUGGUAGCAGUCCCAACCUUGAAUGGACAACGGCUAUGAAAUUUUUAUUAACCAAUGUAAAGUGGUUGUUAGCGUUUUCUUCCAAUUUACUAUCCAAGUCAAUUACCUUAAGCCCUACAGUGAAUUACAAUGAUAAGACCAUCAGCGGAAACUAA
Molecule: messenger RNA, 1674 nt
Organism: Saccharomyces cerevisiae S288C
Lineage: Eukaryota; Fungi; Ascomycota; Saccharomycetes; Saccharomycetales; Saccharomycetaceae
Gene: VPS30
Product: beclin 1
Exons: 1
Coding region: 1-1674 (557 amino acids)
Biological process (GO): autophagy
Cellular component (GO): vacuolar membrane; endosome membrane; phagophore assembly site membrane
Source: RefSeq, marked reviewed